Molecule: messenger RNA, 2625 nt
Organism: Aspergillus mulundensis
Lineage: Eukaryota; Fungi; Ascomycota; Eurotiomycetes; Eurotiales; Aspergillaceae
Product: Zn(II)2Cys6 transcription factor
Exons: 6
Coding region: 1-2625 (874 amino acids)
Biological process (GO): DNA-templated transcription; regulation of DNA-templated transcription
Molecular function (GO): DNA binding; zinc ion binding; DNA-binding transcription factor activity, RNA polymerase II-specific
Source: RefSeq, a predicted model, not a curated record
AUGAGCAACGCCCCCAGCCACUGGAAUGCCACCCGCCUGCCCGUUCGUAUACGUCGCUCCCCUAUUGCAUGCAUAACAUGCCGCGCCCGCAAGAUCCGCUGCGAUGUGUCCGUCAAUGGAUCGCCCUGUACCAACUGCCAACUGGAUGGGAGACAGUGUAUCGUCGUCAACUCGAGGCGAGUCCGAAAGACAAGGCAUCAGCCACGUCCUCCAGAGUCUGCGCCAGUCCGAGAUGCUCUACAACCAACCAGCCUUUCUCUUGACGCUCCUGGUUCAUUCAUCGAGUAUCCAGCCGGCGUCCAGGAAUACCUGGGUCGGAGUAUCUACCCUCGGGCUUUGUCGGCGGAGAUGGGCUGGCUCCCUUCGUAUGAAGUCGAAUAUCUCUCCAGCCAGGGCGCCUUGACCCUUCCAAGAAAGGCCAUCAUUCAGACCCUACUCCAUUACUUUUUUAUCCGCAUCUAUCCUCGUUUCCCGGUCGUCAAGGAGAGCGAGUUCCGUGAAAGCACCCUCAGUCAGAAGCCCUUCUCGUUGUUAGUCUUCCGCGCAAUGCUCUUUGCUGCAGCCGCCCACGUCCCAAUCGAGUGUACCCAAGACAACGGAUACACCUCUGUCGCGCACCUAAUGUUUUCACUGUACAAACCGGCCAAGGCGUUGUACGAUUCUGGCGUGGAGAAAGACCCUUUUCACCUCGCGCAGGCUGCGCUCCUGCUGGCCUACCGUCUCAAUAAUGCAGAGCCCAUGGGCAACACGACAUGGCUGGCGGUCGCGGUGCACAAUGCCCGGCGAGCCAAUGCACAUCGCAGUCAAAUGUUGGUACAUGAUGUUGUCAGAAGGCACCGUUUAUCCGAUCUCAAACGUCUAUGGUGGUGUUGCAUCAUGCAAGAUCGAAUUGUUUCUCUCGCAUGCCAUCGGCCACUCAAUAUCACCCUUGACCAAUUCGAUCCCGCAAAAGCCGACUAUUUGACCUUCGAGGACUUUUGGGACGAUGACUCCGAGUACUUUGAUACUGCCAUGAGGGGUGUUCUUUACCAAUUGUGCAUCAGCCACUGCCGUUUCGUGACUUUGUUGUCGCCUCGGGUCAUGUUGACAGACGAGACGCCUGACCUAUUGGGCGCCAACGUCUGUGUUGAAAGUGCAUUGAAUCACGUCUUGGAAGCAUAUUAUAUGCUCUCCACUCUGGCGGAGGAGCAUGAGGCUCUGCGAGAGAACAAGGAGGCCGCUGAGAACCUGACCGUGGCGGUCCAUAUCCAUCUCACCUCAAUGUUGUACAUAGCAGCUCGGUUGUCUUUAUGCCAUCGCUAUGCUGUGCUGUACCUUUCUCGCUGUCGAUGCGUUCGCAGAGCCCCUGAAGCGAUGGUCCAUGCUAGAUACCUGCAGCGCAUCGUCGAACUCGUUGCAGCCACCAACGAGGAAAUGACCUGGUUUGCCACAAACCACCUCGUCUACUUCCUGCCCAGCGUGACCCGGUGCUUCAUCCUCUUCCCACAACUCUUCAAUGUCCUUUGGUUCCACGGACACGAACUCGAUCGAGACUUCGCCCAGCCCGCGGACAUUCUUCGCCACUACAUUGAAUAUGACAAAAGCUAUAGUACACGCUUUGGAGUCCCCCAAGCAUGGCCUGUCGUCGAGCGCGUGCCGGCGAUCGCAGUCUCAGUCCUCGCCGCCUCCGCUGGUGCAUCGGGCGGAGAGCAUCGAAACGGCUUCGCCAACGCCAGCCACCUCGACACGGUCAAGUUGGCCGCUCUAAUUCCAGCCGAGAGGCUGCGUCUAGCAAAGACCUGCCUUCUCCUCUCUGUGGCUCUGGACUAUUCAUUCGCUGUUGGAGAAUUCCAACUGAUGAAACCCGGCGCGUUGGUCGCAAUCUCCCGGCGUCUGGGUACGCGGCGUGAACCCCGAGAUUGCUCGGCGUCAGCUGUGCCAUCUUUGUCGCCGCCGUCAUUCGAAGAUUUGAUUCGGGCUCGUUACGGCUCGGAGACCCCGCAAAGCACCGAAGGCGCCGAGAUAACACCCAGUCCGUCGGAGGAACAGCAGUGCGCGCAUCGGGGUUUCAUGCCUCGACUAUCACUGCCCGACGCUCCAACUCCCUCUAGGAGUGUAGCAUCUGCUAAAGAGGACAGUGAUCUUAGUUCGUUGGAACGGUUCGCUGCCGCUACCGAAGCGACGCAGCCCUCGAUGCAGGAAUGGGCGCCUGGACAACACCACAAAACCUUCGACUCCAGAAAAGAGCAGGCAAAACACCAUAUUCUCCCCGAGAACGCAAGCAAUACCAGCCUGAUCUACCGGAACAACCUGCCCACCAAACCCCCCGCAAGAUUCGACACAAUCGCGCCCCCAAACGCACUAUUCGCAUACGUCGACGCCUGGCUAAAGCGAUCGCAGCGCGAGAACGCCGUCGUAUUCGUAAUCACUAAGCCAGAAGAAGCGCUUGUCCGUGGCGGUGACAGUCCGGCUCCCGGGCUCCGCGCUCUCAAAGACCCAGUGCGAGUCGCCGGAGGUGGCGUUGACUUCGUUCCACCAGCGCAGGCCGACGAGGCGGCGGCCGGCGAUGUUCUUGAGGUAGUAGAAGUCUGCGGAGAGGAGGAGGAGGGUGAGGAUGAAGACGAGGAUGCUGGGCGUUCUUGUUAG